This is a messenger RNA of Erinaceus europaeus (western European hedgehog), 5208 nucleotides long. RefSeq names its product zinc finger and BTB domain containing 33 (gene ZBTB33). Gene Ontology annotation, biological process: regulation of transcription by RNA polymerase II. NCBI's taxonomy places the organism in Eukaryota, Metazoa, Chordata, Mammalia, Eulipotyphla, Erinaceidae. Bases 189 to 2207 code for a protein of 672 amino acids. Gene Ontology annotation, cellular component: nucleus. The transcript is spliced from 2 exons. The record is from RefSeq and is a predicted model, not a curated record. Gene Ontology annotation, molecular function: protein binding; DNA-binding transcription factor activity, RNA polymerase II-specific; RNA polymerase II cis-regulatory region sequence-specific DNA binding.
GGGGCAGCUGGAGCACCUGGAGCGGCGGAGGCGGCAGCCGUGUCGACGUCGAGCCAGAGUGCAGCGACGCUUAAAGAAGGGGCCGACUCGCCGCGGAGUCCUGCUUGUGGUCACCGGUGGGUUCGCAGCCUUCAGCCAGACUCGACGAGGAGCGGCGGUGGCGGUGGCGGCGGCGCCGGGAAGCAGGCAUGGAGAGCAGAAAAUUGAUUUCUGCUACAGACAUUCAGUACUCUGGCAAUCUGCUGAACUCCUUAAAUGAGCAGCGUGGCCAUGGACUCUUCUGUGAUGUUACUGUCAUUGUGGAAGACCGAAAAUUCCGGGCCCACAGGAAUGUUCUGUCAGCUUCCAGCACUUACUUCCACCAGCUCUUCUCAGUUGCCGGGCAAGUGGUAGAACUGAGCUUUAUACGAGCAGAGAUCUUUGCGGAGAUCCUCAAUUAUAUCUAUAGCUCAAAAAUUGUCCGUGUGAGAGCAGAUUUACUGGAUGAGUUGAUUAAAUCAGGGCAGUUGUUGGGAGUUAAGUUUAUAGCAGAGCUCGGUGUUCCGUUGUCACAGGUUAAAAGCAUCUCAGGUCAAGUUCAGGAUGAGAGUGCAGAAAGCUUACCUCCUGAUUCUAGCGACAAGAACCUUGAAGUGCAGAAAUCAAAAGAUGACUCCCAAGAUAACGGGGUCACUGCAAUGCCCAUAAUAACUGAGUCUUUUUCCUUACCGGCUGAAGAUUAUGAAACGAAAAAAAUCAUUGUUACUGAUUCAGAUGAUGACGACGAUGACGUCAUUUUUUGCUCUGAGAUUCUCCCCCCGAAGGAGACUUUGCCGAGUCCCAACACAGUGCCACAGGCUCAGCCUCCCCCAGGCUCUGUUGCUAUUUCAGAUGUUACACCUUGUGCUAGCAGCAGCUCUCCCCCUUUAACAAAUAUCGCACCUGCUCAGAAACUUCCUACUUCUGUGAAUCAGACAACUCUGAGCCAGACACAAGGAAGUGAAAAACUGUUGGUAUCUUCAGCCCCAACACAUCUGACUCCUAACAUUAUCUUGUUAAAUCAGACACCAUUAACUACACCACCAAAUGUCAGUUCUUCAGUUCCAAAUCACAUGUCUCCUUCAAUCAGUUUACUUGUGCAGAAUCCGCAGGCACCGAGCAGUGCGACUCUACCAGGAAGCAAAGCCAAUGAAGAGGAAGAGGAGGAGAUCAUAGAUGAUGACGACGACACGAUUAGCUCCAGUCCAGACUCGGCGGUCAGUAAUACAUCUUUGGUCCCCCAGGCUGAGGUCCCCCCAAACACCACUUUUGAUGGAGCACUGAUCCAGAAGAUGCAGAUUCCCACCCUUCUGCAAGAGCCACCUUCCAACUCUUUAAAAAUCUCAGAUAUCAUUACUAGAAGCACCAACGGUCCAGGCUUAGGAGCCAAGCAUCUAACGGAGGGACAGAAGAUCAUAACGUUAGAUACAGCUACUGAAAUCGAAGGCCUGUCGACGGGUUGCAAGGUUUAUGCAAAUAUUGGUGAAGAUACCUAUGACAUAGUGAUCCCUGUCAAAGACGACCCGGAUGAAGGGGAGGCCAAGCUUGAGAAUGAGAUAGCAAAAACAUCUGGCAGCGAGACGGCAAACAAGCGUAUGAAAGUGAAGCAUGACGAUCACUAUGAGUUAAUAGUAGAUGGCAGGGUCUAUUAUAUCUGUAUUGUGUGCAAAAGGUCCUACGUCUGUCUGACAAGCUUGCGGAGACAUUUUAACAUCCAUUCCUGGGAGAAGAAAUACCCUUGCCGCUACUGUGAGAAGGUGUUUCCUCUUGCUGAAUAUCGCACGAAGCAUGAAAUUCACCACACAGGGGAGCGCAGGUACCAGUGUUUGGCCUGUGGCAAGUCUUUCAUAAACUAUCAGUUUAUGUCUUCGCACAUAAAGUCAGUUCAUAGCCAAGAUCCUUCUGGAGACUCGAAACUUUACCGGUUACAUCCGUGCAGGUCUUUACAGAUCAGACAAUACGCAUACCUUUCUGACAAGUCAGGUGCUAUGCCAGCCAUGAAGGAUGACGGUAUUGGGUACAAGGUCGAUGCUGGAAAGGAAACUCCAGCAGGCACGCCAUCUACUCCUCAGAACAAGCCAAUGACCUGGGAAGAUAUUUUCAUUCAGCAGGAAAAUGACUCCAUUUUUAAACAGAAUGUAACAGACGGCAGUACCGAGUUUGAAUUUAUAAUCCCUGAAUCUUACUGAACUCCUUUGAAAUAUCAAAAGUCUUGAUGUUAACUAAGGGUCAGGGGUUUCAGAAAAUCUGUUAACACAAAUUAAGGUGCACAUCAGUUGAUUUGAUCUGCCAUGUCAUCUGAAGGUAGUCUAGUUGGAUUAUUUGUUGAUAAUUUUUAGAAGCAAAAUAUUCUGAAAGUUUGAGUAGAGAUUGAGAAGAUAUCCCCCCCAUACUUGUUUAUAUAGUUCACUUUCAGACCUUUUAAAAGAGGCAAAAAAAAAAAUUGUGUCGAGAGCUAGUUUUUUUAAUAGAAUCUGAAGCAGUUUGGAUGUUCUUUAAUAAUAACUGGAGUUACUAGCAUACCCUAGUAUGUCUUAAAACUUUCCCUUACAUGGUAGCACUUUACUGCUGGAUUCUCAAUUCUCUUAAGAUUGAGACUGUGUGUGUUGUCUCGUAGAUGGCAUAAAAAAAAGUAAAUAAGAAUUUCUGAAGGUGUCAGAACAACUAAAGUUGAGGGAGGCUCCACUUUCGUUGUGUAUUCUGCUAGUCCAAAUGGGUAGCACUUUCCUGCCUCUCUCUGCCCAUGAAAAUGGCCAUGCAGGCCCAAUUUCUCACCUGAAGAAUGAAUUAGUUUUAGUUAAGUAGAAGUAAAUCUUGCUUUUAUUGCCAUAGUCUGGAAAAGACUUUGGUGGCUGGACUACUGUAUGUGGGGUGUGUGUGUGUGUGUGUGUGUGUGUGUGUGUGUGUACAUACAUAUUUAUUUGUAUAUGUAUAUACACACAUACCUUUGUGAUAUGGUCUCUGGUCAAAAAUACUAAUGGAAGACAAGUCUCCCUAAUGCAGAAAGAAGAGAAAACGUUCCGUCACAUUUGUUUUGGCAUCCAUGCUCUUAACAUGAUAGAGACAGAGUGGAAAUGAAUGAUUUCCCUUUUUGAUCAUGUGGUUGAAAAUAUUUCCAUGUAAUCGUUCCAGUUUUUGUCACUACAGGUUCAAUGUGGUAUUGCACCACAGAGCCACCUUAAUUUUUUUUCAAGGUUUGAAUCUGAAAGCCACCAACUCUUGAUGUGUAAGUCUUUUUAAAUGAUCCCAUAAAUGAGAUUCCUACAGAUUUGGGGCAGGGGCCACUGGCAUCUAUUCUUCAGUGUUCCUAUUGGCAUUUAGUUUUAAUCUGAAAUAACUGAAUCAGCGAUCUAGAAUUUUCCUUUCGGCAAGACUUGUUAGGUUUUUACCUCUUCUGAAAUCAAUUCCAUUCCAUCUGCAAGUUGCUGCAUUAUUAUAGCAAUCAGAAACUAUAUAUGGAAUGUUUUAUAGGCUUGUUGAUACACCCAUUAUCUUGAAAACAAUAAGUACCACCUUCCUUCCUUUAAAAUGACACAUAUUUAAAUAUUUAGAAAAUAUGGGAAAAUGUCUUAAAAUGCUAGUACUAAAAGGAAGCAGUUUGGAAUAAAUAUAUAGCCUAGCAUUUAUAACAGGAUUAAAUGGUUGAGCUUCUGUAAAUGACUUUUUGCAAAGGAAAAAAAAUUGAUACUGAAAGAGAUUGUUGUGCAUAGUUAUUAGCCAUUUAUAACCUUGCUUACACAUAGAUAUUUUUCUCCUUAAUUAUGUAUUUUUUAAAAAAAUUCUAUCUCUUGACUUUGAACUUAAAGCUUUAAUCAUGGGUUUUCAUGCAUACAACAGUCUCUGACAGCAAGCGAGAUAUGAUACAGGAGUUUCAGUGUUUCUUGAGUUGGUAGCUGAGAAUAUCAAGCAUCAGUGUUUGCAAUCGUACAGGCAGACAGAAAAAUCUAAUCCCUUGCUUGCUGAGGACCAGAGUGCUGUGCAUCUAUCUGUUUUCUUUUCUGUGUGUCUGUAGACCAUUUUGUAGAGUAACCCUUGGGGAAUUGGACAUGACCUUUUAAUUUAGACUGAUUUUUAGAAUGGCAUUGUCCAUCUUCUUUGUGUAUAGACACAGAUGACAGUGCUCUGACUUGAGGGUGCUCUCUGAAACAUGUUCAGUGAAAAAUUUGCUUGAAUUUCAUGACUGCUAUUUCCCCAGUUUGGCAUAAUUACAAGUGUGAUUGAUCCUGAUGCCAAAAGAGCUUCCAGACCUCUCAGACUUUACCUCUAGGUUUGUCAUAAUAAAAUGUGGUAGUUUCUAGAAGGUGAUCAGGGCGAACCAGGUAUCAGUUCUGUCAUGGAAAGCUAUCCUUUCUGAAUAACAUAGAUCUAAUUAUUUGCUGCUGCACUCUGUUCAAAUAAAUUCUGAACAGACAGUUUAAAUUCUGUGCCUACUAAAAGGCGUCUUCUGGAAUGUGGGGAUGGGAGGAUGACAACUGGAAAAAAAAAAUGUAUUUUUGCCAGAAGACUCUUUACUUACAUGCAUGCCAGGGUCUUCCAUUUUUCUAGGCAUUUCUUACACCCAAGGUUCAGAGUUCAUGUGGAAUACUCCGUUGGGGCUAAAACCCUUCACUCCCAGUAUUUACUGGGUUGAAAAUCUGUACCAAGAUGCUGUUUAGAACUGAUCAUGUUUUUUUUUUUUUUUUUCUAUUUUACAUGUAGCUUAUUGGCUGUUAGACUUUUUUUUGUUUUCAAAGCUUCACAUUUGCUGUGCUUCACUGUCAAUAUUCAGGGUAAGAACAGCUUGAAAUAACAACUUGUUAAAAGAAAUGACAGAAAAUGAAAAUUCUCAAACUAAGCAAAGAUUCUAAAUGAUUUUGAUGUGAGUGAUCCUCCACUUACAACAACUAAGAGGAAUCGAUGCUGUAUUUUUUUUCCCCAUUGUACCAAAAAGAUAAGGCAAGUGGUAAAUAUGAUCAAGGAAUUCUGUACUAUCAAAGCAUAUGCGUAUUCUGACGGAUCAAUGCUAAAUGCAGUAGUGCUGGCUUCCUCACCUCUGCCAACCUGGAACCUUAUUAUGUUCCAUCUAAUACGAUAAUGUUCAUAAUUGUACAACCAUCCCUGUCGUCAAUUUCAGUUCUACUUUUCGUUAACCAUUCUUUGAUAUUAGUUCAUAGAGCUCCUUAUGGCAAAAAUAAAAUGUUUUAAUUCUGA